UUUAGCUACUCCAAAUUAGAAACUCGUGACGAAGUAGGGUUUGAUAUUUAUCAUUCUAUUUAUCCACAACAUAUACCCAUUCCAAGGUGAGCAUUGUGAUUCAACGUGUCUCGCAAGUUUUAGUUUUCAAAACGAGGGCUUAAAUAUCUCAAGGGAACCAAAAUCUGCUUCGUUUUCAACUACAGCACUAGAAAGGUUUGAGGGUAUAGUAGGUAUGGAAUCCAUAGUUGCAGCAAUGGAGUCCACUACCUUGAAGAAAGAACAUCUGCAAAAUUCCUUCGAGGAACUCGAUGCUCACAAAGGUGUUAUGCAAAACUGCACAAUACAAUGGAAGGAGCUGGAUGAGCAUUUCUCUUACAUAGAUGAAGCAUUGAAGAAGAGAUUUGAAGAAUUACUUGAGAAGGAAAAGGAAUUUGAGGCCAAGGCUUCAGAAACUUGGAAGGUUCUUGAGAAACACGAUGAAGAUGUAGCAGUUAAGGAGCAGGCUUCUUUGUCUCGAGUACAGGAGGAAAAAGAUGCUGCUGUUGCUACAAUUCGCGAGGCUUGUGCCAAGAAGCAGAAGGAAGCACCGUUAGAUUCCUCUGCAAAGAGUGACGGAGAUAGUGGAAAUAAGGUAAAUGAUUCCCCUGUUGUUAUGGACAUAGAAUCUAAUGUUCCUAUCUCUGUCAAAGAAGAAAAAUCUCCCAAUUCAGAUGCUCCUAAAUCUGGAAAAGCUUCUGAGGUGAAGCCUCACCCUCUAUUGAAGGUCAAAGGGGAAAAAUCCCCCAAUUCAGAUGCUCCUAAAUCUGGAACAGCUUCUGAGGUGAAGCCUCGCCCUCUAUUGAAGCAAUUUUGUGAACAAAUGGAUCCGGAAGGGCUUCUAAAAUUCUUAACAGAAAAUCGGAAAUCUUUACCUGUCCUUAGGGAAGAGGUUCCUGCGGGUUUACGCCUCUCAGUUGACCCUGCCCGUUUAGUGCUGAAUGCUAUGGAGGGUUUUUACCCUCCAAAUCAAGGGAAUAAAACAGAACCUGGUCUAGCGGCUCGACGCCGUUCAUGUAUCCUGUUGCUGGAAUGUCUUGUGCCCUUGUUGGGUUCUGACGACCCUAAGGUUGCCUCCGAUAUUAAGGAGCAAGCUAAAAUAACUGCAGAUGAUUGGAAGUCCAAGUUGGCUGAUGUGGACAUUGAUGCUUCCAAUGGAAAUUCAUUGGAGGCUCAGGCAUUCCUGCAGCUCCUUGCCACCUUUGGUAUCUCUUCAGACUAUGAUGCAGAUGAAUUAUGCAAGCUUGUUAUUUCUGUUUCACGCCGCAGGCAAACACCUGAGCUCUGUCAAUCUCUUGGACUUGAAGAAAAAAUGCCAGGGGUCAUGGACACUUUGGUCGACAAUGGAAAGCAAAUCGAGGCUGUUAACUUUGCAUUUACAUGUGGACUGGUGGAUAAGUAUCCACCUGUUCCUCUAUUGAAAGCAUAUCUGAAGGAGGCUAGAAAAGCUGCACAGGUUAAAAGUGGCAAUACAUCUGUUGCUGCACAGAAUGAAGCAAAUGCAAGAGAGCUCUUUGCAUUGAAAGCUGUUGUUAAAUGCAUUGAAGAGCACGAUCUCGAAUCAGAGUACCCUUCUGAUACUCUGCGGAAGCGUGUGCUUCAGCUAGAGAAGGCAAAGACAGAUAAAAAAAGAUCUGCAGAUGCUACGAAGAGUCAGUAUAAAAAACCUCGCACAAAUACUGCUGGAGGAUAUUUACCUACAGCAUCUGGAAUUGACAGAUCUAGUGUCUAUGCUACUGCCAAUGCUGCUGACAUGAGCUUAUAUCGGUCUGCUGAUAGAGUUCAGUAUCCCAGUUCUGUUCUCAGUGCCAAUUCAUACAACCUGCCUAUUCAGAGUGGUUAUGACAGGUCCAGCCAGGGGAUCUAUGGGCCAUCAUCCCUUCCACGAUCUUACAUGUAUUCAAGUGACAAUCUGGGAUCUUCUGGAUUAGGUUCUGGUUCUUACAAUGCAGCUUCGUAUAAUGCAGCUUCUAAUUACAACGGUUAUCAUCAUGGCAGUGGCCUACCUCCUGUGCAUCCUACAUCCACUCGCCCUACAUCUGCUUACACAUCUUCCACUUACCCUAGUUCCAAUUAUCCUUCUUCAUAUUUACAGUAGAAGAUGCUUUUAUUGCCAGUCUUUAUCUAUGGAAUUAUCUGUUUUCAUAUUAAGCCUAUGCAACAGAAAGGUCAAAGAUUUUUGAAAUAGCAGCUGAACAAGUUGUUGCUGAAGUAUUUGAGUGGCAAAUGCUUACCACCACCACCCCUUGUCUUUAGUUCGUUUCAAUAGUUUAUGGUUCAAAAUGUACACUUUGAAGUGGAUUGGCACUUUCAGACAUGGUGUAAUUUUUUCGAGUGCUAAAUAUUAUUACUGACUUCGGAGAAACCAUAAAUGAGUAGUUUUACACCUUCAAACACUAGGAGGAACAGACAUUUUUGUGUAUUGAGCCAAGCUCCAAUUUUGUGAACCUCACAUUGCCAAAGAAUAUUGCUGCUGUGUACUUAUUUGUUUCAAUUGAAGUAAGAAUCCCGUUAUUGCCCACA
This is a messenger RNA of Cryptomeria japonica (Japanese cedar), 2541 nucleotides long. RefSeq names its product FRIGIDA-like protein 3. Bases 215 to 2116 code for a protein of 633 amino acids. Lineage: Eukaryota; Viridiplantae; Streptophyta; Pinopsida; Cupressales; Cupressaceae. The transcript has 4 exons. The record is from RefSeq and is a predicted model, not a curated record.